Molecule: messenger RNA, 666 nt
Organism: Rubroshorea leprosula
Lineage: Eukaryota; Viridiplantae; Streptophyta; Magnoliopsida; Malvales; Dipterocarpaceae
Source: the annotation of a GenBank genome assembly
GGGUCUGGAGUCGGCCUUCUUCUCUAUGUCUCAUGGAGGACGAGAAGCGAGUUCCAACUGACCGUAACAGCUGAAAGGCAAAACCUAGGUUGGUUCCUACCUCGUCUCUGCAUUCUCUCACAGUCGGAAGUCGCCGAUCCGUUUUAUACCAAGAAAUGGGUCGGAAAGCUGGUCAACUCUACCUAAACCCAAAAAGAUUUGCCUCUAUGAAUAAACCUUGCAUGAAGGAAAUGAUAUCGUUACUCAAUUGCUUGUCUCUUAACCACCUAAAUGAUGAGAAAUGUGCUCGGCAAAAGGAACUUUUGACGACUUGUAUGGAGGCUCAGACUAGUAGUCAGAAAAAGGCUUUCGGAAGCAUUAAUUACCAUUUGCAGAGGCUUAACAAGGGAAGGAAGUAGAUCGGUUUUGUGAGGAAGAAUGUCUAGCAUGUCCAUUCAUCAAGUUCAUCAAUUUCAACAAUUUGGCAGGGAAGCCAGUGAUCAGGUUGUAAUGCUAGAGAAUCUUUUUGCAUGAUUUAAACUUAAGUUUUGAACGUAACAUAUGUAGUUUAAAUUAAUCCUAUUGAUGGCAAGUUCUGUAAUAAUCUAUUGACAAGAAUUCAUUUAUGAAUGCUCCAAUUUGAAGGAACAUUUUGAUGUGUAAUAUUAUUAAAGGUUUGAAUAUUGC